Messenger RNA from Chelonia mydas (Green sea turtle), 3512 nucleotides. RefSeq names its product scavenger receptor class B member 1 (gene SCARB1). The record is from RefSeq and is a predicted model, not a curated record. The transcript has 12 exons. NCBI's taxonomy places the organism in Eukaryota, Metazoa, Chordata, Testudines, Cheloniidae. Gene Ontology annotation, molecular function: lipid binding; low-density lipoprotein particle binding; scavenger receptor activity. Gene Ontology annotation, biological process: cholesterol efflux; plasma lipoprotein particle clearance; recognition of apoptotic cell. Gene Ontology annotation, cellular component: cytoplasm; caveola. Bases 128 to 1651 code for a protein of 507 amino acids.
UUCCCGCCGAGCGCUGGGCAGAGCCGGCCGAGGGGCGGGCCCGGCCCGGGCGGAGGGAAUAAAACGGCGGAGGCGGCCGCGAGGCCCGGCCGGUGGCUGCGCUGCCGGGGACGCCUCUCCGCUCGCCAUGGCCGCUCCCGCGGGUCGCAGAGUCCCCCUGGCGCUGGGGCUGACCGGGCUGGUCUUCGCCCUCUUCGGCCUCGUCCUGUUCUUCGUCCUGCCCGACGUGGUCCGGGACCAGGUCAUCAAGAAUGUGAGGAUUGACCCCAAUAGCAUCGCCUUCAGUAUGUGGAAAGACGUUCCUGUUCCUUUUUACCUGUCAGCCUUCUUCUUUGAGGUGAUGAAUCCAAACGAGAUUCGUCUGGGAGCCAAGCCAGUGGUGAAUCAGCGUGGGCCUUAUGUUUACAGAGAGUACAGGUUUAAAACCAAUAUAACGUUCCAUGAUAAUGGUACAGUUUCCUUCCUGGAAUACCGGAGGUUUUACUUCCAGCCGGACCUGUCUCACGGGAUGGAAGAGGAUUACAUUGUUGUGCCAAACAUCCUUGUGAUGGGGGCAGCUGUUAUGCUGGAGACGUUACCUCAAUUGUUGAAGAUGUUAAUAAGUGGCGCACUAGCUGGCAUGGGACAGGGCGCUUUUAUGAACCGCACCGUGGGAGAGAUCAUGUGGGGCUAUGACGACCCUCUUAUAGACGUGCUGAACAAUUUUGUGCCUGGUUUGAUCCCUUUCAAGGGGAAGUUUGGCUUAUUUGUGGAUUUUAACAACUCGAAUACAGGAAUGUUCACAGUGUAUACAGGGGCCACAGACAUCAAUCAAAUCCACAUAGUGGAUACAUGGAAUGGAUUAAAAAAGUUGAAUUACUGGCAGUCUGAUGAGUGUAACAUGAUCAAUGGGACUUCUGGAGAGAUGUGGCCUCCUUUCAUGACCCCUUCCUCUUCUCUAGAGUUUUAUAGUCCUGAUGCCUGCCGAUCCAUGAAGCUAGUGUAUGAGCAGUCUGGAGUAUUUAAAGGGGUGCCAACCUAUCGAUUUGUGGCUCCGAAGACUUUAUUUGCCAACGGAACAGAUUAUCCGCCAAAUGAAGGCUUCUGCCCCUGCAGGGAAUCUGGAAUCCAGAAUGUCAGCACCUGUCGAAUGAAUGCACCAGUGUUCAUAUCCCACCCGCACUUCUACAAUGCUGACCCUGUAUUGGUGGAAGCCGUCGAUGGAUUACAUCCCAAUAAGGAGCAGCAUGGGCUCUUCCUUGAUGUUCAUCCGGUCACGGGAAUUCCAAUGAACUGCUCCAUCAAGCUGCAACUGAGUCUGUAUAUGAAGAAAGUCUCUGGCAUAAGUCAAACGGGACAGAUCAAGCCAGUUGUCUUGCCUAUACUUUGGUUUGCAGAGAGCGGAGCCAUUGAAGGUUCAGUCUUAAAGCAGUUCUACACCAACCUGGUACUGAUCCCAUCUGUGCUGGAGUACGUGCAAUAUAUCUGCAUCGGUCUGGGUGUCGCGUUGAUUGUUGCUGCCAUUGUACUGGAGGUGAAGAGACAGAGAAACGCCAGAGAGAAGAGCCCACGAGAGCCAGACCCACGGACUGAACCACCUCAGUCUUCCGAAACAACACCACUCCUUCAAGAUGAUAGUAAAACAAACCAGAAUGAUGCUGCUGAAGCCUGAAGUGCCAAUCUCUUACAGAAGGGUGAUUCCCACUGGUACCUGACUCUGCUUAGGGAUCAGACUUGCUCUGGGUCCAUUAGCAGGAUCCUAGAAAGGAGAUGCAGAGUUGGAUAAAAUACCUGAUUCCGAACUAUCUUGAGAGAGGCACAAAAUACUCAAAGGCUAUUGAGCUGUAUUGCCACGGCUCACACUUCCUGCAUCAAGACCUGAGAUGAGGAUAAAACCAGUUCAGUCCUAGCAUUUGAAAUACAAAACAUUCAAAAAACAUUUGUUGGCCUGGGGCUGGCAUGGGCUGAGACCUCUCUUUUUUGCUAUUUCCAGCCUGGCAGGGAUGAAGAAUACCUGGUGGCUAAUCCCCUGAAGAGUCCUUUCCUCUGCCCAUGUAGUCUCUCUUCACCUAGAAGCUGUUGAGAGAAUCCUAAAAGAAAAAGGCACUGUAAUGGAUAAUCCUUUAAAGCAAACAAGGUUCACAUGUGUAAAAAUAACUGGUGUAUAAAGGAAAAUACAUCAGUAUUUAACAACCUGUGCCACUCAAGGUUUAUGGAGAGGUGCUUACUAAAUAGAUCUACGCUGGCUGAAGUUCACUCCCAUUCAGGAGGCUAAUGCUAAUCUGGGAAAACUGGCAGCGAUUUGCAGUAGGUCCUAUGAAUCCUAUUUUAAACUGGAUGGGGUGGGUUCAUUUGCUCGGGUUCACUGAGUAGAAAUGAGUUCUCACAUGCUGCACAGGUUAAGAGAUGUAUGCUGCCAACUUUUUUUAUAUACCAGUAUUAGGCUAUGCAGCCAUGUGCGGGUGUAAGAUUCAAGGUUGUGGUGAUUGCUGUUUUGGAGGGGUGGUGCUCUAGACUGAAGGCUCAUUCGUCACUGCUCUAAAGCUUAGUGGGUUUUUCUAAAAUGAGCAACUUGGUUUAUCUGGCUAGUUGGUUCCCAGGUGCCAUUGUGGGUUAGACAUGUGGCAGUGGCGCUCAUUUGAUUUUUGCCAAAGAAAUAUUGCUUAGCUUCUUGGCUCUCCCACUCGCGCUUCUGUGGUGAAAUUCAUGCAGAGGCCACCGACUUUUAACUUGUAUGGAAACCACUUACUCUUUACAAGUAUCUAGUUUUUUCCCUGCAUUUCAGAUUAAUCUGAGCUCUUCUACCUACACAGAGCCAGCCAGGUGCUUUGCAUUGUUCCACAUAUGAGAUCACUCGUCUCAUUGUUCCACUAGUGUCUUUAAUCAUGACAUUGUAAAAUGUCACCAGGGGUAAGAGCUAUUCCAGAACUGUGCCAUUCCCCAAUCAAAUGAGAUCUCUUCCUUGCAGUGUGACACUGGGUGUGCUACCACCUACGGAAAAUUAGCUGGCAGAAUGUGAGGCAGGUCACACUCCAGCCAGGAAGACCACCUGGCAGUUUUGUAACAGCAGAGUAAAAACACUCACUCUGCAGGCAGUGUGUUCCAUGUAGCUUUCCACACAGUAAAGCCCCUCCCAUGUCAGGAGAUUCCCUAACUUAGUGGGUGGCUCUCAGGGUGCCUUAAAGGCUACAGACCAGUAACAACUGAAAUACACCCAAAUGGUAGGAAAACCACUCCUGUGGCUUAAGCUUUGCGUUGCGAGUACUGAUGGCAGCAAAGGACUUUCCUAUGUGAGGCAUGGGGGUGCAUGGGCCUUACACAGUGUAGGGCUUCCAGAGGAGUUGAGGAUUUCUUUUUACCAUGCAAAUUGCAAUUAACCGCUGUGCCCCAAGACUGCCUGGAUCAGUGCUCUGAGAACACUCUCAGUGGGCUGGUCUUAUGGCUCUUGUGCUAGUGUUGGGCAUGCCUGGCAGGUAUGGGAUGUGGAGGGACAUCUAUCAAGACACUAGCUUAGAUCAUAGACUCUUGGCAAA